This is a messenger RNA of Ostrinia nubilalis (European corn borer), 647 nucleotides long. RefSeq lists its product as uncharacterized. Gene Ontology annotation, biological process: lipid transport. Lineage: Eukaryota; Metazoa; Arthropoda; Insecta; Lepidoptera; Crambidae. Gene Ontology annotation, molecular function: lipid carrier activity. The record is from RefSeq and is a predicted model, not a curated record. The transcript has 7 exons. The coding region runs from base 9 to 647 and encodes 212 amino acids.
UUCCAAAAAUGAGAGCAGUGUAUUUGAUUGUUAUUAUUGCUCUAUCAACCCCAGUAUUCUCUACCAAAGACCUCCGCCUGCUAUUCCCUCUUGAUAAGCAGUACGUAUACGAGGUCCACGCCUCUCUGUCUACCCUCUCAAGCGCUAGUGAUGGCUACAAAGACACUUCCUGGAGCCUCACAGGCCGCCUGAAGGCCCAAGUCUUCGAUAACGAAAGCCAUGUGAGAUACGAAUUGGACGACAUAAAGGUCCAUGUAACAAGCAAAACUGAUGGCCACAUAUCCUAUCAAUUUGAUAACGAACUCGCACCAUUGAAAUUACCAUGGAUCGUAGAAUAUUAUAAGGAUAUUUGCCUCAUAGAAGCCAUAUUUCUACCGGCAGAACCCACGUGGGUCUCAAAUGUGAAACGCGCACUCAGUCUGAACUUCCAAUUGAAGAAGGGCGAAGGGAUCUACACCAGCUAUGAACCCUGCAUCCACGACUACCGCUGCCUCACCACCUACGUCACAGAUAAGAACAAGAUCAAGAAGUUUACAUCCUCACCCUCGUCUCCCAAGUUCGGGAACAGCUGGCGAUCUGUGCCGUGGACUGACCCGGUAUAUCGCCAAGAUCAGGCGUUGUGGAACUCUAUUGCAAAAAUGGAAUAA